AUGGUGGAACACUUGAAAGUUGGAAGCAAGGCGAGCCGACAGGAAGCUAGCUUGUUUUGUGUUGCGAACGGGUUCCCAGUCGGAACCCUCUCUCUUUGCAAGCUUCAGCUGUUGGUUGGUUGGGGUAUGGCUUCAACGGACGUCAGAGGCAUUUUGACAGCUUUCAAUCCUUCUCUCGACUUCUUCGCUAUCACCACCGGAGACGGUCGCGUCAAGAUAUGGGACACACUGAAGGGUCAGGUCCACACCGAGUUCGCUGAUAUCACCUCAACUCAUUCAACUGCUACUACCUUACAUCAUAAAUCAUCCAUUAACGGCCAUCUUGCGCUAGAUUAUACUUGCAUCAAGUGGUUCUCCUUCGAAGAAAAGGCCCUAAUGCUCUGUGGAUUUUAA
Messenger RNA from Glycine soja, 393 nucleotides. RefSeq lists its product as uncharacterized. Lineage: Eukaryota; Viridiplantae; Streptophyta; Magnoliopsida; Fabales; Fabaceae. The record is from RefSeq and is a predicted model, not a curated record. Gene Ontology annotation, molecular function: protein binding. The transcript is spliced from 3 exons. The coding region runs from base 1 to 393 and encodes 130 amino acids.